Molecule: messenger RNA, 764 nt
Organism: Drosophila miranda
Lineage: Eukaryota; Metazoa; Arthropoda; Insecta; Diptera; Drosophilidae
Product: serine/threonine-protein kinase N-like
Exons: 2
Coding region: 21-749 (242 amino acids)
Biological process (GO): protein phosphorylation; signal transduction
Molecular function (GO): small GTPase binding; protein serine/threonine kinase activity
Source: RefSeq, a predicted model, not a curated record
AGAACCUGCCGUAGAGCUGUAUGUCCAUACGGCUCGAGGAGAUCAAGGAGGCCAUUCGCCGUGAGAUCCGCAAGGAGCUGAAGAUCAAAGAGGGCGCCGAGAAGCUGCGCGAGGUGGCCAAGGACCGGCGCUCCCGCAGCGAUGUGGCGGUGCUCGUGAAGAAGAGCAAGAGCAAAUUGGCGGAACUCAAGUCCGAGCUGCAGGAGCUGGAGAGUCAAAUACUCCUAACGUCCGCCAACACGGCCGUCAACAGCAAUGGACAAGAAUCGAUUAAUGCCAACAUCGAUCCCAAUGGCGGGAUAAUUAUGGGCGGUGCCCUGAGGGGCGGUGGUGGCACCGGCGCAACCUCCACCGCCAACGACAAAGUCCUGACGUCGCUGGAAAAGCAGCUGCAGAUCGAGAUAAAGGUGAAGACGGGGGCGGAUAACAUGAUCCAGUCACUGGGCGCCGGCUGCGACAAGAAGCUGCUGGCGGAGGCCCACCAAAUGCUGGCCGACUCGAAGGCCAAAAUCGAGUUUCUGCGGCUGCGGAUCAUCAAGGUCAAACAGAAUCGUGAGCAGGCCGAUAGGCUGAUGGACGAUGGCCAGCCCCAGAGCCUGGAGACGACGCUGGAGGAGCGCAUCGAGGAGCUGCGUCAUCGGCUGCGCAUCGAGGCGGCCGUCGUGGACGGAUCCAAGAAUGUCAUACGAACUCUCCAGACGGCGAAUCGAGCCCCAGACAAGAAGGCGCUGCAGGAGGUGAGUGUCUAGACCCCAGACCCCAGA